AUGGCAUCAAUUUCAGUGUCAAAGAAAAAAAUUGCAGUUAUUGGUUCGGGUAAUUGGGGAAGUGCAUUUGCUAGUCAUGUUGGUGAAAAAGUUCGUGAAUUAAAAAGUCAAUAUCAUGAACAAAUUUUAAUGUGGUGUAAAGAAGAAAUAUUAGAUGAUGGAAGUAAAUUAAGUGAAAUCAUUAAUCGAGAGCAUAAAAAUGUCAAAUAUUUACCAAAUAAAAAAAUUCCAGACAAUAUUAUUGCUGUACCUGAUCUUGUUGAAGCAGUUAAAGAUGCUGAUAUACUUGUUUUUGUUAUACCACAUCAAUAUGUAAAAAAUACUUGUGAACAAAUAAAAAAUAAAAUAAAAAAAGAUGCAUUUGCUUUAACAUUAAUUAAAGGAUUUCAUGUCGAUGAAAAAACAAAUGAACUUUUACUUGUUUCACAGAUUAUUGAAAAUAUCUUACAUAUUCCAUGUGCUUGUAUGAUGGGAGCUAAUAUUGCUAAUGAAGUAGCUGAAAAAGUUUUUUGUGAAUCAACUGUUGGUUCUCGUAAUGAUAAACAUAGUGAAAUAAUUCGACAAUUAAUUGAUACAUCUCAUUUUCGUUUACGUUUUUUUCCUGAUAUUGAAAUUAUUCAAAUGCUUGGUGGUUUAAAAAAUAUUGUUUCAAUGUUAGUUGGUUUUUCAGAAGGUUUAGGUGCUGGUUUUAAUACUCGAGCAGCUAUUCUUCGAUUGGGUCUUCGAGAAAUGAUUAAUUUUUGUCGUUUAUAUAGAAAAGAAUCCACACCAGAAAUUUAUUUUGAAUCAUGUGGUAUAGCUGAUUUAAUAACAUCAUCAUUAGGUGGAAGAAAUUAUAUGGGUGCAAAAAAAAUGGCUAAAACAAAUAAAUCAUUAGAAGAUAUUGAAAAAGAACUUAAUGGACAAUCAUUACAAGGUCCAAGUACAGCAAAAGAAGUUUAUCAUUAUCUUCAAACGAAAAAUUUAUUAGAUAAAUUUCCAUUAUUUCGUGAUGCUUAUCUUAUUUGUGAACAAAAAAUAAAACCACAUGUAUUUAUCGAUAACUUACCGACACAUCCAGAAUUCGAUCAAAAAAAUCGAAAAAGAUCAUAA
This is a messenger RNA of Rotaria sp. Silwood1, 1092 nucleotides long. Lineage: Eukaryota; Metazoa; Rotifera; Eurotatoria; Philodinida; Philodinidae. The record is from the annotation of a GenBank genome assembly.